CCGCUUUCCGCCCCGGUGAGGCGGGAGGGGGGAUCGGUAUGUCGGGGCUGCAGCCCCGGCUGGGCGGUACCGACAGGCGGCGCCGCGGCGGCGCGGGGGAGGCGGUGAGCUCAGAUGGUCAGCAACACUUAAUGUCUGCAGGCUCUCGUCAUAAAAAGAAACUGUCAAAAAGACCUGGAUACAUGAGGUUUGAAGCUCAGCAACAGAAAGAACUUCAGCCCCUGAGUGCCUGCAAACCGUUCAGCCCAGAAGAGCUGAAACAUGGCAGACAGGAAUCUGGAGACUGCUCUGUACUCAGAAGAUGCCAAAAUAACUUUGAACUCUUGUGCUGUAGUGCAGCAAGUAGUGCUGUAGCUCCUGCUAAUGAAGUAACAGCAUUGGCCACUACUGGAAAUAUGGCAGGACAGUGCAAAAACGUUUUGUGUUGCCAGAGUCCACAAUCAGAAAACCCAGUGAUAACAGUUUACCCCACUGCAACAGCAAGCAAAAGAGAUCUUUCUGCUGUGUGCCAUACCCAGCAGAAAAGCCAUGGCAUUAAAGUUUGCAAGUCCCCAAACAUGUGUGCUUUGGAUCAGAGAGAAGUGAAUAACAACUGUGAAUAUCAAAAUGAAGAUAUUGUUUCUUACUCUGUUGGUACCCAUGAUAGCUUUAGUUCAAGUUUCAGCUUCAUACAGCUCUCCCUGAACUCUGCCUCUGGAGUAAGUGGUGCUGAAGGCAAGCCAGCUCUCAAGGAAGCUGAGUAUGCUCUGGAUCUGAGCACCACAGGAAAUCUGCAGAACCCAGAAAAGGUGGCACAAACUUGUAAGCACUUGGGAGCUUUGCAUUGCUCCUCCAGGCCUAGUGAGGAUUUGGAGUAUGAAAAUGACGUUGCAGCAAAUGAUAAACUACAGAACUGUGAGAGUGUUUCUCUCUCAGAUACAGAUGCAACAUUUUCAUAUUCGACAGAUUCUUCAGAUGCAGCAUCUGCUGGCUCUUCUGUCACCUCAGGCUAUGAAAGUAGCUUUACUGUUAGUGACCAUAACUGGGAUACUUUGAUGAAAAAAUAUGAACCAGUGCUACAGGACUGCCUGCUUGGCAACCGCAGUACAUUAAAGAUAAUAUCCUUGAUCUCACGGCUUCAGAGGCUUCAGGAAAAAGCAGUAGAGGAAGAUGACUAUGAUAGAGCUGAAAAAUUUAGACAGGAACUGGAAGAACUGGAGAAAGAGAAGAAGUCUUUUAAAUUUCAGCUCCCUUCAAGGCAUCCUUCAAUUAGCAGUUUUUUGGAUAGGUUUGUUACCCAAACUCAAGCAGCAUUGCGCUGGGCUGCUGAUUGUCGGAUUAGACAUGAAGAAUCUCAUGAAAUCAAACACAAACUUUUGAGAUCCACUUACCAAGAGAGGAUGCAGGUUUCAGCCACAAAACGAAACCAACUCUUUGAAGAAAAGAAAUGUUUACAGAAAGAAAUCGAAGACCUCCGAGAAAGACUGGCCAUAUUAGAAGCAAAAGAUCAACAGCUAAGGAGAGAAAUUGAAGAACAAGAUAGUGUUAUUCAGUCACAGGAUUGUGAAAUGACUGCAUUACUUGGCUAUGUUUCUUUGAGAGAACUACAGGAAAUAAGCAAGGCUGUGGAUGAAACUUUAACAUCCUCCUAUGGAAUUGCUUUCAGUCUGGAUCUUCCGGGGACAAUAAAGAGCCUUCAGGAAAAAGAAAAAUCCUUCAGCAUGUCCAUUAAAGAAACUACUGCCAAAGUUUGCACUAGUCAGAAACUCUGCAGUACUUUGAGGAGGAAAGUGAGUGAUAUCGAGUGCCAGUUACCAGCUCUGCUUGAAGCCAGAAUGCUGGCUGUUUCAGGAGGUAAUUUUGGCACUGCGAAGGAUUUGACAGAAGAAAUAAGAUUGUUAACAUCUGAGAAGGAGGGGCUGGAAGGACUUCUCAGUGAGCUGUUGGUUCUGAGUGCCAGAAACAUCCAAAAAUUAGAGAGAGUUAAAGAUGAUUACACCAGACUGAAACAAGAGCUUGAGCAAGGAGUGGCCGUUUUUGUGGCCAGUGUGAAAGAAAAUGCUGAGAAGUACAUAGAAAUCCUGGAGGAUAAACUUCAUAGCUGUGGGAGCCAGCUGCUACAAAGAGUGUGGGAAGCUGACUUGGAGGCCUGUCAGCUGUUGAUCCAAGGGCUUCAAUUGAAAGAAAGCAGUUGCUGUGCUUUUGAGGAGGAGGAGAAUGAAAUGGAUGAGAUGGAGAUGACUGCUGAUGGCCCAUCUGAUUCUGAAAAAAGAAAAAAACACUUUCCAAAGGACAGAGAAUGGGACAUUCUUCCCUGCCCCAAACACAGUGAGCUUAAAAAGGUUACGGAAGACAUUUUAUUUGGAGCAGAGGGUCAUUUAUCUGAGGAGUUCUUCCUAUUUUCUGCAGAGUUGGGAGGAAAAUGCGAAGCAAUAAGUGAGAAAUUGGUGCAUCUGGAAGAUCAGUUGCAAACUUCUGCCUGCAGAGUUGAUGAAGAAGUUAUUCAUAUCCUUUCUGUAUCAGCCUGCGUAAGUAUGUAUGUGAAAUUGCCUCUCAGAUGGAUGUGGAACACUGGUUCAUUACAUGGACUAGACAGAAUCAUAGACUCCUUUUGAUUGGAAAAGGCCUUUAAGGUCAUCAAGCCUGAGCAUUAUCUAUUCCUACAAGUCUGGUGCUAAACCAUGUCCCUUAGCACCAUAUCUAUGCAUCUUUCAAACACCUCCAGGGAUGGUGAUGCAGCUACUUCCCUGGGCAGCCUAUUCCAGCAUUAGAGAACCUUGUUAUGGAUGCUUCCUCCAGUGCAACUUGAGGCCAUUUCUUCUUGUCUUAUCAGUUAUUACUAGGGAGAAGGGAUUGACCCCCACCUCUCUCCAGCCUCCUUUCAGGUACUUGUAGAGAGCAACAACAUCUCCCCUCAGCUUCUUUUUCUUCAGACUAAACAAUCCCAGUUCCCCCCAGCUGCCUCAUAAUCCCUGGUCACUAGACUCUUCACCAGCUUUGUUGCUCUUCUUUGGAUACACUCCAGCACAUCAUCAUCUUUCUUGUAGUUAAGCUCCCAAAACUGAAGACAGUACUCAAGGUGUGGCUUCACCAGUGCUGAGUACAGGGGAACAAUCACUUCCCGCUUGUCAUACUGUUCCCAACACAGGCCAGGAUGCUGUCAGCCUUCUUGGCUACCUGAGCACACUGCUGAUUCGUAUGUUAAGAAUCAGUUGUCUUGCUGAGGUGGGCGUUUUUGUUGUAUCCAGUUUUCCUACAGUGCACGUUCACUGUGGUCUAAUCCAGCAUUAAUUGAUUUAAACAGAAGUUAUUUCUUUGUAAAUAGAGGUGAGAUACUGAAAAGCCUUUGCUCUACUGUUAAAAUCCUUUUGUUUGUAAUGCUCACUUAUGUAAAUAAGUAGUGCACCAAAUACUGCCUGGAUACAAGCAUCCAUAUACCUGCAUUUCCCAACAUGAUGUAGAAUGAUAGACUCAUAGAAUCAGUCAGGGUUGGAAGGGACCACAAGGAUCAUCUAGUUCCAACCCCCCUGACAUAGGCAUCCAGUUCUGGAGCCCCCAUUACAAGAAGGACGUGGAUGUGCUGGAGUGUGUCCAGAGAAGGGCCACGAGGAUGAUCAGAGGGCUGGAGCAGCUCUGCUAU
Messenger RNA from Pogoniulus pusillus (Red-fronted tinkerbird), 3619 nucleotides. RefSeq names its product DISC1 scaffold protein (gene DISC1). Bases 39 to 2594 code for a protein of 851 amino acids. Gene Ontology annotation, molecular function: protein binding. Lineage: Eukaryota; Metazoa; Chordata; Aves; Piciformes; Lybiidae. The record is from RefSeq and is a predicted model, not a curated record. Gene Ontology annotation, cellular component: intermediate filament cytoskeleton; centrosome; microtubule. Gene Ontology annotation, biological process: cilium assembly; neuron migration. The transcript is spliced from 13 exons.